Acanthocheilonema viteae is the source of this 537-nucleotide messenger RNA. Lineage: Eukaryota; Metazoa; Nematoda; Chromadorea; Rhabditida; Onchocercidae. The record is from the annotation of a GenBank genome assembly.
AUGAUGACAAGUGCACCACCACCAAUUUUAAAGUCUGUGGGCGACAAACCAAGAUAUGCGCAAGAUGAAAUUCUCCAGUAUGUGCAGCUUUCUCCGGAUGAGGAUUAUUGUAUUCCAUCAACAGCAAGGUGCUUUCCAGAGCAGUAUAUGCGAUGUCAGCUUUCAUUUGAAGACCCACAAAUGGACAAGCUGUACCGGGAAACGAAUGAAGCAAUGUUCGAAGUAUAUGAUUACCUGACCUUGAAGUUAGAAGCAAUGUUCAAUGGAAAAUCGCAUUCGUUUCCACAGUUAUUCACAAAAGAAUGGGAGAGCCAUUAUUCCUCCUUUUGUCCAGAAAAUGAUUUGAGGGAGCGACGGAGGAAUGGUGUUGAUGUCACUGAAGUUGAAGAAGACCAGUUUCAAGUGAAGACACCGGAUGAUCGAGGGAACAACAAAAAGGAUAAGAAAGGGGAAGGUGAAGAAAAACGAGCACGGAAGCGGAUUCAGCGCAUCGAUAAAAUUGAGAAACCAAAAAAAAUGAAGUGUGGUCGAGAAUGA